GGGUUACUUUAGGGCCAAUUUAGGGUCGGUCGCGCUCCCGAUGCGUUUUUGUCACCUCCCGGCCGCCGUCCCCACGUGACCCCCCCACGUGACGGGACGCCCGGUGCCGCCAUGAUGGCGGCGGGCGGCGGGGCCGAGCCGGGCCGCGCCUUGGAGGCGCUGCUGGAGAUGGGAUUCGGUGCCCGGCGCGCGGCGAAGGCGCUGGCGCUGACCGGGAACCGCGGAGUUGAACCGGCCAUGGACUGGCUGGUGGCUCACGAGGACGAUCCCGACUCGGACUCGGACCCCGAAAUCCCCCCGGAUUUGGGGGCGCUCUCCUCCAUCCUGGGGGCGCCCCGGCAGCCGCCGGCGGAGGAGGACGAGACUCAGAAGGUGCUGACGGAGGCCGGGCAGGAGAGGGAGCGGCGGCGCCGGGGGCAGGAGCUGGCCAAGCUCCGGGAAUGGCGGCGGGACGAGGAGCGGCGCCGGGCGGCCGAGGAACGGCGGCGGGACCGGGCCGAGGAACGCGCGGCUCGGCAGAGAGUGAGGGAGAAGAUCGAGCGGGACAAGGCGGAGCUGAGCGCAGAGGUUCGCCCCGGUCCCCCCAAACCCAGCCCCGUGACCCCGCAGGAGCCGCCAGCACCGCGGGAAUACGACCAGUGCCGGAUCCAGGUGCGGCUGCCGGACGGGCGGGCGCUGACCCAGAGCUUCCGCGCGCGGGAGCCGCUGGCAGCCGUGAGGCUUUUUGUGGAGCUGCACCGGGAUACUGGGAGCACUGGGAGCGGCACUGGGACCCCCCCAGAGCCCUUCAGCCUCCGCACGGCCUUUCCUCGGCGCCUCUUCACCGAGGAGGAUAUGGAGAAACCGCUGCAGGAGCUGGGUCUGGUUCCCUCUGCUGUUGUCAUCGUGGCCAAAAAAGAGGGGAGCUGAGGGGGGGGGGCACCCCCAAACCUCCCCAAAAACCCCAAAUAAAACCCCCCCAAAAAACCUGAGCUUUCUCUUGUCUCA
This is a messenger RNA of Cinclus cinclus, 987 nucleotides long. RefSeq names its product UBX domain protein 1 (gene UBXN1). Lineage: Eukaryota; Metazoa; Chordata; Aves; Passeriformes; Cinclidae. Gene Ontology annotation, molecular function: protein binding. The record is from RefSeq and is a predicted model, not a curated record.